CCACCUAUAAAAUUCCCAUCUAGGGUUUUAACCCAUUCUGAGCACUCUUCCCCUCUAUCUCAGAGCCACCGCGCACCCUCACACUAAUUCAAACCCAAAAUGCCGGCUGGUCACGGUCUCCGGUCUCGCACUAGAGAUCUCUUCGCUCGUCCCUUUAGAAAGAAGGGUUACAUUCCAUUGACAACCUACCUCAGAACCUAUAAGAUUGGAGACCAUGUAGACGUUAAGGUUAACGGCGCCGUCCACAAGGGUAUGCCUCACAAGUUUUACCAUGGACGUACUGGCAGGGUCUGGAAUGUCACCAAACGUGCCAUCGGCGUAGAGGUCAACAAGCAGGUGGGUAACAGGAUCAUCAGGAAGAGGAUCCAUGUCAGAGUGGAACAUUUGCUACCCUCAAGGUGCACUGAGGAAUUCCGUCUCAGGAAGAAGAAGAAUGAUCAACUAAAAGCAGAGGCUAAGGCCAGAGGUGAGGUUAUCUGCACAAAGAGGCAGCCAGAGGGUCCUAAACCUGGUUUCAUGGUGGAAGGUGCUACAUUGGAAACUGUUACUCCCAUUCCAUAUGAUGUUGUUAACGAUCUCAAGGGUGGUUACUAGGUUUCCUCCCAGCGUUUUGUUAUGCAGUUUGUUUUAUCGUUCUGCAGUCUUUGUGGACUGGUGCAAAUCCAUAGGAUUUUCAAUUUCAGUUUUAAUUUCUGUCAGUGAUUAAAGACAUUCUCCUAAGCAAGAUCAUAACAUAUUUGAGGGAAUUUGGAAUUCAUUUUAUCCAGUUUUCAAAUUAAA
Populus nigra (black poplar) is the source of this 780-nucleotide messenger RNA. Its product is annotated as large ribosomal subunit protein eL21z/eL21y-like. The transcript is spliced from 2 exons. Bases 100 to 594 code for a protein of 164 amino acids. The record is from RefSeq and is a predicted model, not a curated record. Gene Ontology annotation, cellular component: cytosolic large ribosomal subunit; ribosome. NCBI's taxonomy places the organism in Eukaryota, Viridiplantae, Streptophyta, Magnoliopsida, Malpighiales, Salicaceae. Gene Ontology annotation, molecular function: structural constituent of ribosome. Gene Ontology annotation, biological process: translation.